Molecule: messenger RNA, 802 nt
Organism: Erythranthe guttata (spotted monkey flower)
Lineage: Eukaryota; Viridiplantae; Streptophyta; Magnoliopsida; Lamiales; Phrymaceae
Product: high-affinity nitrate transporter 3.1
Biological process (GO): nitrate transmembrane transport; response to nitrate
Cellular component (GO): plasma membrane
Molecular function (GO): nitrate transmembrane transporter activity
Source: RefSeq, a predicted model, not a curated record
AUGGCGAUUCAGUACCGUUUCCUUCUGGCUUCGGUGUUUGUUUCUUGCUUGGUGGCCACUUGCUACGGCGGCGUUUCCUUCAAAUCUCUUCAGCCAACUCUCACCGUCACCGCCACCCAUAAAGAAGGAGUUCUGAAAGCUGGGUUGGACAACGUCACGGUGACGUGGGCGCUGGACCCGAGCGCGCCAGCUGGCAGCGACGCUUCAUACAAGACAAUAAAGGUGAAGCUAUGCUACGCGCCGGUGAGCCAAGUUGACCGCGGCUGGAGGAAGACAAAGGACGACCUCACAAAGGACAAAACCUGCUCCCACAAGAUCGUCGCCAAACCCUACAUCGCCGGCGGCGCAGUCGCCACCGCCACCUGGACGGUGCUGAGGGACGUCCCCACCGCCAAGUACUUCGUCAGGGCCUACGCACACGACGCUGCUGACGUGGAACUGACGUACGGACAGACAACAAGCGCCGACAAGAAGACGAACCUUUUCGACAUCGAGGCCGUCACAGGACGACACGUGUCGCUCGACAUUGCGUCGAUCUGCUUCUCAGCUUUCUCGGUUGUUUCUCUGUUCGGAUUCUUCUUCCUCGAGAGGAGGAAGACCAGGAUUGCAGAAGCUAAGUGAUGAGGGUUUUUUCUAUGUCGUGUUUUAUUUUUAUUUAUGUUGUGUGUACAAGCAAAAGCGUGUUUUCUAUACAUUUUGAUGUUAAUUGUGUUUAAAUUUCAAUUUUAUCGAUGAUCGAUCGAUCGAGUUUCCGACAAAAUAAAAACUCGAGAGAAUCAAUUGAAUUUUGUUUUUUUGGUAU